AUGGCUAACGCACAAGACGCCGCAGAGGCCAACAUCCAGAUCUGGAAGAUCAAGAAGCUCGUCAAGCAGCUCGAUGCUGCUCGCGGUGCUGGUACCUCGAUGAUUUCGCUCAUCCUUCCACCAAGGUCUCAGAUCUCCCAAGCUUCCAACAUGCUUACCCAAGAGUACGGUACCGCUUCCAACAUCAAAUCGCGUGUCAACCGUCUCUCGGUGCUUGCCGCCAUCACCUCCACACAGCAGCGUCUAAAGCUCUACAACAGAGUUCCCGACAACGGUCUCGUCGUAUACUGUGGCACCAUCCUCACCGACGAAGGCAAGGAGAAGAAAGUCAACUUUUCCUUCGAGCCUUUUAAGCCCAUCAACACAUCUCUUUACCUUUGCGACAACAAAUUCCACACCGAAGCGCUAAGCGAGCUUCUCGAGGCCGAUGCCAAGUUUGGUUUCAUCGUCAUGGACGGUAACGGUUCGCUUUUCGGUACGCUUUCGGGUAACACCCGUACAGUUUUGCAGAAGCUCUCGGUAGACUUGCCAAAGAAGCACGGUCGUGGUGGUCAGUCAGCGCUUCGCUUCGCCCGUCUACGUGAGGAAGCGCGUCACAACUACGUUCGAAAGAUUGCCGAGCUUUCCACCCAGCACUUUAUCACCGACAACAAGUGCAACGUCGCCGGUCUCGUUCUUGCAGGUUCCGCUGAUUUCAAGACCGAGCUCAGUCAGUCCGACAUGUUCGACUACCGUCUUCAACCCAAAAUUGUCAAGAUUGUCGAUGUCUCGUAUGGUGGCGAGAAUGGUUUCAAUCAGGCUAUCGAGCUGGCCGCCGAGACGCUGUCCAAUGUCAAGUUCGUCCAGGAGAAGAGACUCAUCCAAAAAUACUUUGACGAAAUCUCCAUGGAGACAGGCAAGUACUGCUUCGGUCUGGAAGACACCUUCAAGGCCUUGGAUCUUGGUGCCGUAGAGACUUUGAUCGUUUGGGAGAAUUUGGACGUCACACGCUAUGUGCUCAAAGACAGUGACGGCAGCCAGCAGGUUUUGAUGCUGACCAAGGAGCAGGAGAAGGAUCGCAGCCGCUUCAUGGAUCGUGCCACUGGCGAGGCCAUGGAACAAGUCGAAGAACCCAUGCCACUUCUCGAAUGGCUUGCAGAAAACUACCGUCAGUUCGGUACUAACCUCGAAUUCGUCACUGAUCGAUCGCAAGAGGGUAUGCAGUUCUGCAAAGGAUUCGGUGGCAUCGGUGGUAUUCUGCGAUACAAGGUCGCCUUCGAGGACAUGGCCGUAUUCGAGGACGAGGACGAGUUCAUGAGCGACGACUCGGACGACUAA
Messenger RNA from Mycosarcoma maydis (corn smut), 1317 nucleotides. RefSeq names its product putative translation termination factor eRF1. The record is from RefSeq and is a predicted model, not a curated record. Gene Ontology annotation, cellular component: cytosol; translation release factor complex. Gene Ontology annotation, molecular function: translation release factor activity, codon specific; sequence-specific mRNA binding. Bases 1 to 1317 code for a protein of 438 amino acids. NCBI's taxonomy places the organism in Eukaryota, Fungi, Basidiomycota, Ustilaginomycetes, Ustilaginales. Gene Ontology annotation, biological process: cytoplasmic translational termination. The transcript has a single exon.